Messenger RNA from Sebastes umbrosus (honeycomb rockfish), 1327 nucleotides. RefSeq names its product ADP-ribose glycohydrolase ARH3-like. The record is from RefSeq and is a predicted model, not a curated record. Gene Ontology annotation, cellular component: mitochondrion; nucleus. The transcript is spliced from 5 exons. Bases 16 to 1038 code for a protein of 340 amino acids. Lineage: Eukaryota; Metazoa; Chordata; Actinopteri; Perciformes; Sebastidae.
GGGAAUUCAUACUUCAUGCAGUGUUUAUAUGUGUGUGUGCGUGUGUGUCUGUUAGGUAUCCUUGAAUACAGUGAUGACACGGCAAUGGCACGGUGUGUGGUCCAGUCUCUACUCACCCGUGCUGGCUUUGAUGAGCAGGACAUGGCUCGCAGGUUUGCUAAGGAGUACAGUGCGUCCCCGGGUCGUGGUUAUGGUUCUGGGGUGAUCCAGGUGUUGAAGAAGCUGUCCUCUCCUCAGCUCAGUGAUGUCUACCAGCCGGCAAGGGACCAGUUUAAUGGUCGAGGCUCCUUUGGGAAUGGGGGAGCCAUGAGGGCGGCCCCCUUCGCACUGGCUUUCCCUGGUCCAGCUGAUGUUAAAAGGUUCGCCCGUCUGGGUGCCAUGCUGACCCACUCCUGCUCUCUGGGUUAUAACGGGGCAGUGCUGCAGGCGUUAGCUGUUCACCUCUCCCUGCAGGGGGCACUAGACAUGCCCCAGCAGUUCAUCAGCAGGCUAAUCACAGAGAUGGAGGAAGUGGAGGGCGACGAGGCGACGCGCAAUGAUGCCAGAAUCCUAAAAGAAGCAGAGAAGCCAUUCUGUGAACGCCUGCACAGAGUUAGAGACCUGAUGGACAGGAGCAAGGUCAGCAUAGAGGAGGUCAUUUCUGAGCUGGGUAACGGCAUUGCGGCGCUCCACUCGGUCCCCACCGCCAUCUUCUGCGUCCUCCACUGCCUGCAGCCCCGUGAAUGCCUUCCAGAAAACUAUGGCGGCCUGGAGAGGACAAUCGCGUACAGCCUGGCUCUGGGAGGGGACACAGACACCAUAGCCUGCAUGGCAGGGGCCAUCGCCGGGGCCCACUAUGGCAUCGAGGCUAUUCCUCAGUCGUGGAUAAAGUGCUGCGAGGGGGCAGAGGACGCGGACAUGAACGCAGAGCGACUUCACAUGCUGUACCACCGGUCGUCACAGGGAGGCGGGAGUGGGACAGGAGAGCAGAGCUGUGAAGGAGCAUCUAAAAGCCAGUCAAACGCUUCUAACGGCACAGAGAAGAAAACUGGAGUUUGACAAUAAGGACUCUUGAACACACACACACACACACAAAUUACACACUUACACUUAAUAAAUACCUUUUUGUUUUCGGACUGUGUUGGUUUAAAGGGAGCUUGUGAUUAAGGGCAACAUUAGUUUACUUGUCAUAACAGCUCAUUAUUUGAGACCCUACCCCUCCCAGCGUGCAAAAAAAAAAAAAAAAAGAAGCUAAAUUGUGAAUCUGAACAAACAAGAAACACGUGUCACCAGACAGACUAGAUUGACUGUCCUACAGAAAUUUGGUCUGUAUGCAUGCACACACACA